This is a messenger RNA of Astyanax mexicanus (Mexican tetra), 1369 nucleotides long. Its product is annotated as 60S ribosomal protein L3-like. The record is from RefSeq and is a predicted model, not a curated record. Gene Ontology annotation, cellular component: cytosolic large ribosomal subunit; ribosome. The transcript has 10 exons. The coding region runs from base 75 to 1304 and encodes 409 amino acids. Gene Ontology annotation, biological process: ribosomal large subunit assembly; translation. Gene Ontology annotation, molecular function: RNA binding; structural constituent of ribosome. Lineage: Eukaryota; Metazoa; Chordata; Actinopteri; Characiformes; Acestrorhamphidae.
GUCUUAAGCAUGAGUCUUAGAACAGCACUUGGCGCUGUCUCUUUCUGCCUCGCGCUCGGACCGAUAAGACAGCCAUGUCUCAUCGUAAAUUCCAUGCCCCUCGUCACGGGCAUAUGGGCUUCCUGCCCCACAAGAGGAGCAAGAGGCACCAUGGGAGGGUACGCAGCUGGCCCAAAGACGACCCCAAACAGCCCGUCCACCUCACUGCGUUCCUGGGAUACAAAGCUGGCAUGACCCACACACUGAGGGAGGUGCAUCGCACUGGCAUGAAGAUAUCAAAGCGAGAGGAGGUGGAGGCCGUCACUAUUAUCGAGACUCCUCCCAUAAUCGUGGUGGGCGUGGUGGGAUACAUCAGCACCAUAAAGGGUCUGCGCAGCUUCAAAACCAUAUUUGCUGAACAUCUUAGCGAUGAGUGCAAGAGACGAUUCUACAAAAACUGGUACAAGAGUAAGAAGAAGGCCUUCACUAAAUACAGCAAGAAGUGGCAGGAUGAAACGGGCAAAAAGCAGCUGGAAAAGGAUUUCACCCUGAUGAAGAAAUACUGCUCUGUCAUCAGAGUCAUCGUUCAUUCUCAGAUGCGCUUGCUGCCCCUGAGGCAGAAGAAGGCCCACGUCAUGGAGGUGCAGCUGAACGGAGGAACCGUAGCGGAGAAGGUGGACUGGGUCAGGGAGCGUCUGGAGCAGCCGGUGCCCGUGUCCGCUGUGUUCUGCCAGAACGAGAUGAUCGAUGUGAUCGGGGUGACUAAAGGCCACGGUGUGAAGGGGGUGACGAGCCGCUGGCACACCAAGAAGCUGCCCAGGAAAACUCAUAAGGGCCUGAGGAAGGUGGCCUGUAUUGGAGCCUGGCAUCCUGCCCGUGUGGGCUACACCAUUGCCCGCGCUGGCCAGAAGGGGUACCACCACCGCACAGAGCUUAACAAGAAGAUUUACCGUAUUGGGAAAGGGGUGCACAUCCAGGAUGGCAAGGUGGUUCACAACAACGCCUCCACCAGCUACGACACCACCCAGAAAACCAUCACUCCAAUGGGAGGCUUCCCUCGUUACGGAGAGGUUAAUAACGACUUUCUGAUGCUUAAAGGCUGCGUGGUCGGGGCAAAGAAACGAGUGCUCACGCUCAGAAAGUCAAUGCUUGAGCAAAGCUCUCGCAAGGCCAGAGAGAGCAUUGAGCUCAAAUUUAUCGACACCACCUCCAAGUUCGGCCACGGCUGCUUCCAGACUCCUCAGGAGAAGUUUGCUUUCAUGGGCCCUCUGAAGAAGCACUUGCUUAAGAAAGCUCCUGAGCCUGUCCAAGAGGAGCCCCUGUGAGGCGGUACCUGUUGUUCCACUAAUCAAUAAAAAAAAUGCAGUAAAUAAAAGGCAAUUAACUUAAA